Hordeum vulgare subsp. vulgare (domesticated barley) is the source of this 2280-nucleotide messenger RNA. RefSeq names its product translation initiation factor IF-2-like. The transcript has a single exon. The record is from RefSeq and is a predicted model, not a curated record. Lineage: Eukaryota; Viridiplantae; Streptophyta; Magnoliopsida; Poales; Poaceae. The coding region runs from base 695 to 1615 and encodes 306 amino acids.
UACAGCCACUCAGGCAACCAAACACACCCUAAGCUCCUCUUUCAUAAGCACAUUUCGCACAAAGAAAAUUAUGACCAUAAAGGAGAAGCAUAUUUUGAGAAAAAACAAUAAAAAUCAGUACAAAUCAAAUUUAGUAGCUUAAACAAUAAUUGAUACACGUUAUUUUAGGCCGUGCUUAAGAACAAUACAAAUUAAUUUAAGAUCACUUUUUGUACCAGCCAAUUUCGCUAAAUCCAAACUGGAAUGACUCUUCCAUCUGUCUUUGGACAUCCAUAGAAUGCACAGGCGUCCAGACUUUUAACUGAAGACGUUCUACUUCUUUUCUUCUUCAGUUAAAAAUGCCUCCCAACUAAAACAGCUGGAUUUACGGGCGAGCGCGUGAGAUCGCCGCAGCCGAGCUUGAGUUCGUUUCCAGCUCCAAUUCAGCCGGCGACAGCUCCAAUCCGAGUUCGGCAAGAAUUAGGAGCUCUCCCUGAAGAAUAAACAGCUGGAUUAAGGAAUGAGCGCGUGAGAUUGCCGCAGGGGUGAGCUUGAGUUCGAUCCCAUUUCCAGUUCAGCCGGCGGCAGUUCCAAUCCGAGCUCGGCAAGAAUUAGGAGCUCUCCCCUGAAUAAAUGGGCGGCGCCGGUGGGAGCAGCAGCUCCAAUUCGAUCUGUUCGCCCACCUUCCCGAUCUCCAGACCUAGAGACACCAUCGAUGGCGGCGAAGAUGCUCCAGCUCCGCAGCGCCGACGGCAAGGUGCUCGUCGCCCCAUCGUGGGACUAUCGCCCGGCUGCCGCCCAAGCCCUCCCGCUGCAGAUGCGGGUGCCCUCGCGCGCCCUGGAGAGGGUGCUCCAGUACUGGACCAAGCACAGCCUGGCCAAGGCCACCGGUGAGUCCCGGGAGUCCCUCGCCCGCUGGGACGCCGACUUCCAGCGCCGUCUCGAGGAAGACGGCCUCGCCAAGGAGGCCGCCGAAGCAGCCCAAGAACUCCGCCGCCACGGCGUCCACCGUGGAGGGCGUCCCCGUCGCCACGCCGCCACGGCCGCAUCUGAUGUCGCGGCUCCUGCCAAGGCCGCCCGUGCUGAUCCCGUCCGCGCCUGGUGUGGACUCGUUCAGCACCUCAGGGGUGUCAACCCCGGAGAACGCAGCCCCGCCCCGGCGAUGUCUGGCGCCUUGGAUGCCUCUGAUAUCGCCGCCGCCGCACGCCCUGGGCCUGCCACCACUUUGCCUGCCUCUGCUGGAGCUGACCCCGUCGACGUCCGGUGGGCCAUCCCUGCCCGCGCAACCGCGUCUCGUGCCCGUGGACUCCAGAUGGCUGAGGUCGAGGAGUUCACUUGCCACCACCGCAAGCGCCCGGCUUCCAAGAACUGCUCUUCGAUGCCUGCCAAUGCUGCUGCGCCCGUGAAGAUCUAUCGUCCCGUCGCUUCCAAGGCUUGCUCCUUCCUCGGCUCUACACCACUGCCUGCCCUUGCCACUGCUGUGAAGAAGGCGGCUCCAGCAGCUUCAACCCUGCGCGCAAGAAGGGGGAUGGGGGAGCUCAGCUGCAAGAUUCCGCACCAAAACCGUGUCACCGCUGCAGCACCAAGGAAGCAACCAAUUCCUUGCUUGAGUCCAGUGGUAUUGCGCCUUGGCUAGUCUUCUUUUAGCUUCCUAAACCAUUCAUACAUGAGUUUCAUUUAAUCUUUGCAUCUCUAGGUUCUGCACUUGCUUAGCAAGAUUUCUAUGUUCUUUGAAUCCCUUUCAGUCAUUAGUAAUUUUACAGAGUGUCAGCAGAGUCUCCAUCUAACUAGGCAGCAAAAACCAUGCUAAGAUGUGCACGACAUAGUUACACUACAUCCACACCUGGUCCUAAGUUAAGGGUUUAAGUAAAUAAAGGGCAUUUUCAGUCAAUAAAUCAAAAGUAAAGCAGAUGAGCCAAAAAUUGGAAACUCAUGUACUGCAAUUCCGGCACGAGACAACGUAAAACGCACUCGCUGCAAAAUGAAAAACGCCCGUUUGCUACCCGGCUUGUAGCAGGAAAAAGGAGUAGAAUUGAACUUAUCGAUGCACACGUAAUCAUGUGAGCUGCCUAGUGUUUGGAGACUGCUGACUUUCCUGUAAAAUUAAUCUUGGCUAAAUUGGAUUCUCAGGCAUUGGCGUCUUGGUGAGUUAAAGUUGUAGUUUCCGACGAGUAACAUUGGUUAGUGAACUCUUGUGUGUAUGUUUGGGUGAAGCUUUGAGCUAAGCAAGUCCUUGAUGUACUGACUAUCAAGUCAUACUGUAAUCAGAUUCAGAUAUGAAUGAAAUAUUGUUGGCCGGAA